This is a messenger RNA of Photinus pyralis (common eastern firefly), 2137 nucleotides long. RefSeq names its product WD repeat-containing protein 48 homolog. Lineage: Eukaryota; Metazoa; Arthropoda; Insecta; Coleoptera; Lampyridae. The record is from RefSeq and is a predicted model, not a curated record. Gene Ontology annotation, molecular function: ubiquitin binding. The transcript is spliced from 12 exons. The coding region runs from base 113 to 2038 and encodes 641 amino acids. Gene Ontology annotation, biological process: double-strand break repair via homologous recombination; protein deubiquitination.
CAUUUGACAGAUGACAAAUGUUUAUUAUGAACCAUUAACAAGUUGUUUAUAUUGUUCAUAAAUUUUGUAUUGUCUAUUUAUUUGUAUUUGACCAUGUACAGUAAUUAUUAGCAUGGCGAAUCUCAAAGCCGGUGGGCCAACAAAUCGGAAGAAAGUCCAAGUAUCGAUGGUAAUAUGCGAAGCCGAAGAAAAAAAGCACCGGUCCGGCGUUAACGCCCUACAGUUUGAUGCAAGCCUUUCCCGUUUGUUUUCGGCCGGCCGUGACAGUAUUGUUAGAGUAUACGAGCAGGAACGAUACCUACAAAGUAUGGAGCAUCACACUGACUGGGUUAACGACAUUGUGCUUUGUUGUAAUGGAAGGAAUUUAAUAUCAGCCAGUUCAGAUACGACCGUUAAAGUUUGGAAUGCGCACAAAGGUUUCUGUAUGUCGACGCUUCGCACCCACAAAGACUACGUAAAGGCUUUGGCGUACGCAAAGGACCGUGAGCAGGUAGCAUCGGCUGGUCUCGAUAAGUCAAUUUACUUGUGGGAUGUGACCACCUUAACUGCACUUACAGCUAGUAAUAAUACAGUAACUACUUCUAGUCUGGUGGGAAAUAAGGAAUCUAUCUAUAGUUUAGCCAUGAAUCCCUCUGGUAGUGUGAUCGUUAGCGGGUCAACUGAGAAAGCUUUAAGAUUUUGGGAUCCUAGAACGUGCGCGAAAUUGUUUAAACUUAAAGGGCACACAGAUAAUGUUAAAGCUCUAGUCGUAUCGAGGGACGCGACACAUUGCAUAUCUGGCAGUAGUGAUGGUUCAAUUAAAGUGUGGAGUUUAGGUGGGCAAAGGUGUACUCAAACUAUCCGUGUUCAUUCCGAUUCCGUAUGGGCAUUGUUGGCGACUGAAAAUUUCCAAUAUGUCAUUUCAGGCGGACGCGAUAAAAAAGUUAUCAUGACUGAACUAAAAAAUCCUCAAAAUAGUAUUGUGGUUUGUGUGGAAGACGCGCCGGUCCUCAGGAUGUGUUUUACAGCUGACCACCAAGGCGUUUGGGUUUCUACCUCUGAUUCCAAUAUCCGUUGUUGGAAACUUCCAAACGAAAAGCAUAUAAAAGAAGAAGCGAAGUUGCCUACCAAGCCAAUGGCUUUGAUACCAGGAGGUGCCGCUAUACGACAAGCUGUUGUGCUGAAUGACAAACGGCAUAUUAUUACAAAGGACACUGAUAACAACGUUGCCGUUUAUGACGUUUUAAAGGCCCAAAAAGUUGAAGAUCUUGGCCAAGUGGAUUUUCAACAAGAAAUUAAGAAUCGUUUCAAAAUAGUUUACGUGCCGAAUUGGUUUAAUGUGGAUUUAAAGACUGGGAUGUUAACAAUUCAUUUAGGCCAAGAUGAAGUCGAUUGUUUCUCGGCGUGGGUAUCCGCCCGAGAUGCUGGAAUCAAGGACGCACCUGAGCCAGAACAGAAAGUUAACUAUGGAAAACUGCUUUUACAGGCCUUAUUGGAACAUUGGCGAGGUGUCGAUACUGAUCCUGAAAAUAAACUAUAUUUUAGUGUUCCCCUUCAUACUCCCCUAAUAUUUAGUGAAGUUGGUGGCAGGACGCUUUACCGGGUAAUAGUCGGGGAUGCGGCAGGCGAUACGGAAACAUCACUACUCAACGAAACUGUGCCAAGCUGGGUAACUUCAAAUGUGGAGGAGAACUGCACAGGAAAGUUUAUUAAAAUUCAAUUCUAUUUACAACCACAUUCCAGUGUUCCAUCUCACUUACUGAAGCAAGAUCGCUUGAAAAAGCCGGAUCGUCUUGUGGCUAACGAUUUUAUUCAGUGCCGAAAAGUGGCCGAGCACAUUCUCGAUAAAUUGCUGGGCGAGGGAAACGCGGGAUCGCCGGGCGGCGUUGCCGAUACCGAUUCGAAUGCUCCAACGAACGGAAUGACGGCAGACCAAAUAGAAUUAAUGUGCAAUGAUCAGGUCUUGGACCCCUGCAUGGAUCUCCGAACUGUAAAAUAUUUUAUUUGGAAAAUGUCUUCAGAUCUAACUUUGUACUACAAACUCAAUAAUGUGAAAUAAACUGUGAAAUUGUGAUAGAUACCUACCUACAUACUUUUGCAUAAAGAUUGGUUCCACUAAUUAAUGACAUCUCGAAUUAAUAUAUUUAUGUAAACAGUU